Staurois parvus is the source of this 2797-nucleotide messenger RNA. Lineage: Eukaryota; Metazoa; Chordata; Amphibia; Anura; Ranidae. The record is from the annotation of a GenBank genome assembly.
AUGGACAUUCAAAACUCAGCAGAGACUUGGAAAUGGCAAGUAAAGUGCUUCUUUUUCCUUUGUAGCUGGGGCUGGGUCUCUGGGCAGCUUCGCUAUUCAGUUGUGGAGGAGUCUGAGCAAGGGACAGUGGUGGGAAAUGUAGCGCAAGAUCUGGGGCUGAAAAUCUCUGAUCUCUCAAAACGCAAGCUUAGGAUGGGAUCAGAGGGAAGCAGAAAAUACUUUGCUGUGAACUGGGAAAAUGGAGCUUUGGUUGUGAAUGAAAAGAUAGACAGGGAGAGCCUGUGCGGCUCUAGCACAAGCUGUGUGUUACCAGUUGAAGUAGUUAUAGAAAACCCUCUACAGCUACACCGUGUUAUGGUAGAGAUUCUGGAUAUAAAUGAUAACUCUCCCAUGUUUUCAAACAAUGAAAGAACUAUAAAGAUUACAGAACUGAUAGCAAGUCCCGGAGCUAGGUUUACUUUGGAAAGUGCACAUGAUCUGGAUGUGGGGACCAAUGGAAUUAAACAAUAUAAACUGGAUCCAAGUCCUUAUUUCUCGCUGUCCGUAAAGAACCGCAAAGAUGGUACUGUCAUUCCGGAGCUAGUGUUAGAAAAAGUUUUGGACAGAGAAGAAGCAGACAGGCAUCACCUUAUCCUUACAGCUGUAGACGGAGGCACUCCUCCAAGGUCUGGAACUACACAAAUAAAUGUCAUUGUCAUGGAUUUAAAUGACAAUCCACCUACCUUUGAAAAGGGAUCCUAUAAAAAUUAAUUUAAAGGAAAAUACUGCUGUUAACACAAUACUGCUAAAACUUAAUGCCACCGAUCUAGAUGAGGGCGCCAACGGUGAAAUUGAAUAUUCAUUUGAUGAUCAUACACCAGAUUCAAUCAAAAGGAUAUUUGCCUUAAAUCCAAACACAGGGGUUAUUUCUGUUAUUGGGCCAGUUGAUCAUGAGGAGUCAAGGUCAUUUGAGUUAUCCAUCAGAGCAAAAGACAAAGGUGUUCCAGAAAUGGAGGGCAGCUGUAUUAUUCACGUGGAAGUUGAUGAUGUCAAUGAUAAUGCACCAGAGAUAGUGCUGACCUCUUUAAUGACAGAUGUUCCUGAAGAUACAGCAAUUGGAACAGUUGUUGGGCUCUUCAGAGUAAAUGACAAAGAUUUGGGUUCAAAUGGAGAGGUAAAACUGGAACUGCCCUCUAAUUUACCGUUUAAAUUCAAAUCCUCCGAUGAUCACUAUUCAUUAAUUACGGAUGGUGCCUUGGAUAGGGAAACAAUGUCUCAGUAUAUCAUUGACCUGGUUGCAAGUGACAUGGGGUCUCCUCCUCUAAGGACGCAAAAAACAAUCUCUUUAAAAAUCACAGAUGUCAAUGACAACCAGCCCACCUUUUCCCAAGUUACUUACAGUGCCAGCAUACAAGAAAACAAUAAGCCUGGACAGUUACUUUUAGAAGUUUUGGCAUCAGAUCCAGAUGAAGGAGAGAAUUCCAACUUAGUUUACUCAAUUGCUGAUGGCCAAGUUGGAGGUUCCACAAUAUCAUCUUUUGUAUAUAUUAAUCCGAAAACUGGAAAUAUUUAUGCGCAGCGUUCAUUUGAUUUUGAAGAGGUCCAGGUUUUACAAAUUCCAGUGAAAGUUGAAGAUUCUGGAUCUCCUAAACAGUUUUCCAACACAACUGUGUAUAUCUUCAUUUUGGAUGCCAAUGACAACUCCCCAUCAAUUUUCUACCCUGAGCAUUCUGGUGAGUUUCUUGCACAUCAGAAGAUACCAAGGUCAGCCCCUGGUGGAUACUUUGUCACUAAAGUAAAUGCAGUGGACCUUGAUUCUGGUCAUAAUGCAUGGUUAUUAUAUAACUUUGUUAAUGUCACUGACUCAUCUUUAUUUUCUAUAUCUUCCCAAACGGGAGAAAUUAGAACUACUCGUAGUUUUCAGGAAAAUGAAAACCAAGAACAAAGUUUAGUUAUUUCAGUUAGUGAUCAUGGAGAACCUCCUUUAUCUGCUACAGUGACAAUCAUCAUUGCAUUGGAGGAUACUACAGUCCAGGAAAAUAUGAAGUCCCAGGAUUUGUUUCCGAGUUCAACAAACAGUUCUGAAAUUACAAUGUAUUUAAUUAUUUCUUUGGUGGCAAUAAGUGCUGUAUCAUUUAUCACCUUCACAAUAUUGCUGGUAAAGUGUCUGAAAAAAGAUAGUGGUACGGCAUGGUGUUGUAAAGAUGGUUCUGAGCCGAAUCACUACAUGGGACAGUAUCAGCCAACUCUACAUUUGAACUCGGAUGGCACUCUGAAGUAUAUGGAAGUUAGGAUGGCACCAACAGAUCCCAAGGGUCAGUGUUACAAAUCCUGCUAUUCCACAAUGUCAGAUAAAAAUGAUUUCAACUUCAUGAGGCCUUUAAAUUUUCCUCAACUGAAAAGCAUGUUCAGUGAAAACGAGGUUUUAUUCCCCACUCUAAGUGGGCCUGGGCAGCAGGCGCAGCCUAAUGCGGACUGGCGUAUCUCUCAGGCUCAAAGACCUGGACCCAGCGGAGCUCAACCCACAGAGGAAGCUGGAGUAUGGCCAAACAACCAGUUUGAAACCGAGAGACUUCAGGCGAUGAUUCUGGCGUCCGCUAACGAGGCUGCUGAAGGAACAUCAGGCCUUGGAGGAAGCACAGGCACUAUGGGCCUCAGUGCCCGCUAUGGACCACAGUUCACCCUGCAGCAUGUGCCCGACUACCGACAAAAUGUCUACAUUCCGGGAAGUACACUAACCCCGACCAAUGCUGCAGGAAAGCGUGAUGGAAAAGGUGGUGGAAACAAGAAGAAGUCGGGGAAGAAAGACAAGAAAUAA